Molecule: messenger RNA, 726 nt
Organism: Saitoella complicata NRRL Y-17804
Lineage: Eukaryota; Fungi; Ascomycota; Saitoellomycetes; Saitoellales; Saitoellaceae
Exons: 2
Biological process (GO): maintenance of mitotic sister chromatid cohesion; mitotic sister chromatid cohesion
Cellular component (GO): nucleus; chromosome, centromeric region; Ctf18 RFC-like complex
Source: RefSeq, a predicted model, not a curated record
GAAUACGAUGGCGAAUCAGAUCUCUCACCAACAGACAUAUCUCUAACCAAAGAAGAAGUGCAACGCCGAACCCCGGCCUCAGACGCAGAAUUCGAGAAAGCAUGUCAAGAAGCACUCUGUGUAACCAUCGAUGGUGCACUACGACGUCUCGCACCGAGCUAUAUCGAUCGAUUGCUCGAGUUGAUUAUCACUACUAUCGUUGCGGAGGGAAUGGUAUUAGAUUCUGUCUCUCUGUCCACCCUCCUCGCCUCCAUCGGCGAAGACGAGGAGAACCCGACCGCAAUCGAAACGGUCCUCACCCAUUUCUCCUCCUCCACAGAACCCCACGCACUCUCCCCAGCCCUAGUCUGCACCUACCUCGGCACCCGCCUCCUCGCCUCCCGCGCCAACUUUCCUACCGACAAGAAAUGGACCCUAAUCUCCUUCAUCUCCGCCUGGCGCUCCGCCGUCCCACACGAAUUUGCUGCGGAGUGUAAGAUGGAACUUUUGAAGGGCGAAUAUAUCAGUGUGACGAAUACCGUGAUUGAGUGGUUUCCUGUGGGGAGGUUACCGACGGAGCCGGCGGCAAGGUUUAUGGAGUUGUUUUUGGCGAAGCCGAAAUGGGAACUUGGUGAAAUUCAGCCGUAUAUUCAGGAUUUGGCGGCGACGUCGGCGAAGGUUGAUGCGUUGUUGCUUCAGCAUGCGAGGAAGAGAAAGGAGGGUGGGAAGACUAUCGUGACGAGUCGG